GCCUACGUAGUCGGCGUUGUGGGACUCUACUGGAUCGUGGAGCCGAUCCCACUGGGAUGCGACCUCUCUCAUUCCCAUCGUGCUGUUCCCGACGCUCGGAGUACUCACCACGGAAAGAACCUGCCAGCUGUACAUGAACGACACGAACAUUAUGUUUGUGGGUACUCUGAUCAUGGCCAUAGCUAUAGAGCACUCGCACUUGCACGAAAGAAUCGCCCUCAAGACGCUUUGUCUACUCGGAACUGGGAUAAAUACGUUGGUGUUCGGGCUCAUGUUCAUCUCCAUGUUCUUAUCCAUAUGGAUCAACAACGUGGCCAUCACAGCAAUGAUGAUGCCUGUGGUCGACUCAUUACUGCAAGAGCUACUGCAGGAGGGCUCAACCAAUCUUUCAAAACAGGGCGCACUCGUCGAAGAAAUAGAAGCAGCCAAUAUGCUGUGCGACAAGAGGUCAACAAUACUUUUAUUAAUUUCAUGUCCACAACUUUUGUUGCAAAUUUUCCUGUCACUGACCGAAGGUCUGACUGAACUACACGGCAAGAGUACCAUCGCCAGCGAAAACGCCAUCAUGUUCUCCAACCAAAGCAGCGAGAAGUCAGCAGUUCUCGUGUUGCCGAUCACUACACGCGCCAAGGAAAGGCGCAGCAAAGUGGAGCCCCAGAAGCGGCGUAUUCGAGUGCUGCUCUACCUAAGCGUCAUCUACGGAGCUAACACGGGCGCAAUCACAACCAUCACUAGUGCUGCCUCCAACAUCGUCUUCAAGUUCGUCAUCGAGGACUUGUACGAAGAACGGGCCCCUGUGGACUACGCACUGUGGCUAUUCUUCGCCUUGCCAGCCACCAUUAUCAGCACCAUUAUUAUUUACUUUACCAUAAUUCCGGUGUUCUUUCGGUGUAGAAGACCGAAUCUUGACAAAGAAAGCAGCAGCUCUGCCAUGCAAGCCAUUCGUCGCAACUACGAGGCACUCGGACCGAUCAGAUUCCACGAGGUGGCCGUCUCUUUGCUCUUCACACUGCUGGUUUUUCUCUGGCUGUUCCGAGACCCCAUGUUCGCUCGAGGGAAACCAAAAGACGCGACUGCUGUCAUGAUUCCGGUAAUCCUGUUGUUCAUGAUUCCCUCGCGACCUACGGAGGGAGCGAGGAGUCCUGGACUGGUCACUUGGCCAGUGGUGCAGGCAAAGCUACAGUGGAGCGUCAUCCUGCUCAUCGGCAGUGGCUUCGCCGUCGCCGAAGCCAUGAGGGUCUCCGGUCUUUCCUUGCUGCUCGGCCAGCAACUAGGUCACAUGUCCCAUCUGCCUGCAGGCGUUCUCAUGAUGUGCCUCAGCAUCUUGUGCUCCUUCAUGUCCGAGCUCGUCAGCAACGCCGGCACCGUCACGGUUCUGCUGCCCGUAUUUGCAGCUUUGGCUGAAGACCUGCACAUAAAUCCGCUACUCUUAAUGAUACCGGCGACCCUCACCAGCAAUUUCGCCUUCAUGCUGCCAGUGGGGACUCCGGCGAAUGCCAUUGUUUACGAGCACGCAGGCCUGAAGGUAUCCGAUCUGGUACUCCCAGGGAUUCUGGUGAAAGCCAUCACAAUCUUCACCACAGUGGCCGUGACGUUCGUGCUCGGCGACCCGAUCUUUGGCAUGUUCAGCGAAGCGGACUGGUUGCCACCCGCCGUUGAGGUCAAACUCAACGGCACCGCAUCACACGUUAGCCGUUUGGCGCGCAGCAUGUCGUUGUUAUGA
Rhipicephalus microplus (southern cattle tick) is the source of this 1723-nucleotide messenger RNA. RefSeq names its product Na(+)/citrate cotransporter. Gene Ontology annotation, biological process: succinate transport; citrate transport; transmembrane transport. Gene Ontology annotation, cellular component: plasma membrane. Gene Ontology annotation, molecular function: citrate transmembrane transporter activity; succinate transmembrane transporter activity. NCBI's taxonomy places the organism in Eukaryota, Metazoa, Arthropoda, Arachnida, Ixodida, Ixodidae. The record is from RefSeq and is a predicted model, not a curated record.